Molecule: messenger RNA, 384 nt
Organism: Mya arenaria
Lineage: Eukaryota; Metazoa; Mollusca; Bivalvia; Myida; Myidae
Product: acidic leucine-rich nuclear phosphoprotein 32 family member E-like
Exons: 1
Coding region: 1-384 (127 amino acids)
Source: RefSeq, a predicted model, not a curated record
AUGAUAGAAGAGGGGAUGAAAGAAUGGAGUAUAGAAGAGGGGAUGAAUGAAGGGAGUAUAGAAGAGGUGACGGAAGAAGGGAGUAUAGAAGAGGGGCUGGAAGAAGUGAGUAUAGAAGAGGGGAUAAAAGAAUGGAGUACAGAAGAGGGGAUGAAUGAAGGGAGUAGAGAAGAGGGGACGGAAAAAGGGAAUAUAGAAGAGGGGGCAGAAGAAGUGAGUAUAGAAGAGGGGAUGAAUGAAGGGAGUAUAGAAGAGGGGAUAAAUGAAGGGAGUAUAGAAGAGGGGACAGAACAAGGGAGGGUAGAAGAGGGGAUGAAUGAAGGGAGGAUAGAAGAGGGGAGCAAUGAAGGGAGGAUAGAAGAGGGAAGAAAGAAGGGAGGGUAG